Messenger RNA from Bemisia tabaci, 6667 nucleotides. It is a transcript of the gene Zir, whose product is annotated as dedicator of cytokinesis. NCBI's taxonomy places the organism in Eukaryota, Metazoa, Arthropoda, Insecta, Hemiptera, Aleyrodidae. The record is from RefSeq and is a predicted model, not a curated record. Gene Ontology annotation, biological process: small GTPase-mediated signal transduction; positive regulation of GTPase activity. Gene Ontology annotation, molecular function: guanyl-nucleotide exchange factor activity.
GAAACUAACCUCUAAACUUGCAAAAGUUUUGCAAUUUUAAUGUUUAUUGUUUGUUUGUGUUUUAGUUUCCUAGCGAAAUCGGUCACCCAGUUGAUUCAAAGUGUUAAAUGCAUCAGGAAACAAAGCUAAAUUUUAUAUUCUCAUCGUGUUUUCUUAUGCCGUGAAACUACCUAACUUUGGAACAGUUCAGUUCAUAGUCAAAUCCAACCCUCAGGAAUUGUGUUUGCGAUUACUCCCUGCCAAUUUUGUUGGUGUGUUUUUUCAAUCAUCCUCUCGGUUGAUAAUGUCUCCGUGGCCUCUAACUGUCAAUUAAGGUUGUAUGAUGAAGUCUCAUGUCAUUCUUUUGCUAAAAGUCCUCAAAUGGGAAACCGAUGGACCUGAUUCCUCAGGGCAGCUUCAGCUCCAUCAAUAGCUGUCUCUGCUCAAGAUUGAGACGGCCCUCUUAUCUUUGGUAUCUCUAGUCACUAUGUAUUAAGAAAAUGCAAAGAGCGUUUGCCCAGAAACUGUCCAAUCAGCAUGCUGCUGAUGUUCGGAAAGAAAUCAUCUCGACAAGUCGAGAACCUUUCCGAGGUAGUUUCAAUCCUUACGACAUUGUUGACCCUCUUGAUUUUGAGGAAUUCAUCACUCAGCACCAGUCUAUAGUUGAGAAAGAUCUCCUGAGACCUUUGCUAGAAUUUCCAUCGCAUGAUGUUGAAUUGUGCAUCGUACCCAGGAAAAUCAGGACCCAGGAGCCCCAAGUUCCGAAAGAACCCUUUUCAGAGCUUCCUGUCCGUGUGAAAGAUUGUCUAAAAUGCUACACCAAAGAUUGGGUGGUUGUCUACCACCCAUUUCGGCAAAACCCAAGUCUUCUAGUCCUUCAGACGAGAGAAUCUAUUCUGCAAAAUCUUCCUUUACAAGAGUUUGAAGUUGAUCUGGAUAGUGGCUCCAGCAAUGGCUCUAUCUGUGGUGAAGAGAAAGAAGCCAGUCCCAAAACACGCCGUUCUUCACCCAGCACUGUUUGCAAUACUCCACGUGGGAGCUGGGCUAGUUUUGAUCUCCUGAACUCGGUAAGUGAUCCCUUAAUUCCAGUUCUUCUUCAAAGAGUACCAGCCGAUUCAAUCGAUCAAAUCAACCAAUUGAAAAGGUCUGAAGGAAGACAAAACACCUUGUUCUUGUUGUAUCCAACUCAAGAUAUUGAAGACCACGUAGAACGACGAAUCACUCCUGACCUAACGGUUGAACAAUUUGGACACCGAAUCCUAGUUAAGUGUUUGCAACUUAAAUUAGAGUUGGAAGUUGAACCUAUUUUUGCUUCAUUAGCACUUUAUGAUGCCAAAGAAAAGAAAAAAGCAUCUGAAAAUUUUUAUUUUGACUUAAACCCUGAGUCUGUCAACCAGAUGCUGACAUCUCAUGUUCCAUUCAAAGAUCAGAGCACUCUCAGCCGAUCCUGCAUUUUCAAUAUCUCUCACAACCCUACUGAUCUAUUUUUAGUCAUCAAGUUAGAAAAAGUCCUGCAAGGUGAUAUAAAAGAGUGUGCUGAGCCGUAUAUCAAAGAUGAGAAAUUGAACCUAGACAAAGUUAAACAGAAUGCUGUGGCCUCAUGUGAACGCCUGGGCAAGUAUAGAAUGCCGUUUGCAUGGACAGCAGUUUAUUUUAUGAAUGUAAUUAAUGGUGUAAAUAAUGGAGAGCAUGAAAGUUUGAGCAGCAGAGAUAGUGUUAGCUCAUCAUCUAGUCUGGAGAGGAAAUUGAGUGGUAGUGGUUUUGAUCAGCUUCGUAAACGCGCAACUGAAGUUGGAAAUUCUCUUUCUAGGCGUGGAUCCCUUGAGAGGAGGAAUAGCAACUCCUUAAAGAGAUUAAGUUGGUCCUCUGACCAAUUAGAUACAAAUCUUGAAAGUUUUCGACCUGUUACUAUCACUGUUUCCAGUUUUUUCAAACAGGAGAGCGAUAAAUUGCGUGAUGAAGACUUGUACAAGUUUUUGCAAGAAUUAAAACGGCCAGCCUCUGUCUUAAAAAAAUUGAAGUGUAUUCCAGGCUCAUUGAAACUGGAUAUAUCUCCGUGUCCGGAGGAAAUGAAAAAUAGUCUAACUCCUGAGCUUUGUCCGCUGGGUGGAUUUAUUGAGGAAAAAUCUCGGCCCACAAAGGAAAUAUUAGAAUUUCCGAUCAAAGAAAUGUAUACUCCGCAUUACCAGUACCGUGAUCUACUGUUUGUUUAUCCAAAAGAACUGAACUUUUCAGGUCGUACCGGAUCAGCUCGAAAUAUCGCGGUGAAGAUCCAGUUAAUGUGCGGUGAAGAAGAACAUCAGGCGCUGCCUGUCAUUUUUGGUAAAUCAUCUUGUCCUGAAUUCACGGCUGAAACUUACACCAUUGUCAACUAUCACAACAAAACUCCUUUCUUCUAUGAUGAAAUAAAGAUAGCUCUCCCUGCAAACCUAAAUGAUCAACAUCAUCUGCUAUUCACUUUCUACCACAUCAGUUGCCAACGCAAAGCAGAGCAGACUGCUGUGGAAGUUCCAGUCGGUUACUCCUGGUUGCCCUUGAUCAAAGACGACUCGCUGCAGACAGGUGAGUACUGCCUUCCUGUUACCAUGGAACACCCGCCACUAAACUAUUCCUACAUCACCCCAGACGUCCACCUGCCGGGUAUUAAAUGGGUUGACCACCAUAAAAAUUUAUUCAGUGUCAUUGUUGACUGUGUUUCAUCGGUACACUCUCAAGACAAAUACAUUGAACAGUUCAUUAAUCUCUGCGCUUGUAUCGAAAAUGGACAGUUACCUUCUCGAGUGACCGAAUCAACGUGCGAAUCUGAGCUAAUUCGAAAAAUUUUGAACUUAAAUCAUGCUCAAUUGGAGCCAUUGGUGAAAUUUUUACCUGUCAUUCUUGAUAAGCUUCUUCUAUUUUUUUUGCAGCCUCCGUGCUAUAAAAACACUGUGUUCAAUGUUAGCUCAACAAUUUUCGAAGCGCUUGGCUUAAUUGUAAAAAAUAUUAAGACUCUAACAGAAAUCGAUCAAGACUUGCCCGGAAGGCACAGCUUACUAACAUCUUACGUAGCAUAUCAGUGCACUAUUCCCCAUCCUCCUGCAGAUUUGUUCUAUGUGGAUAGGAUUAUGCCAGUUAAUAGUCCAGACUGCACCCCCACCCAAGAAGAUGAUACUGAGGUUACAUCUUUCAUGAAACUUAACGAAAAUCCUCCUGUAUGGAAGCCAGGAGCUCAUCUGGCAAGACCAACUAAGUAUAAGUUAUUACACGAGGAGCUGCUUGUUCAAUGGAUGUCUGCUCGAAGCUCUCCAAGAGAUCAUAGCAUGGAAAAUGCUUGGUUUUUCUUCGACUUGAUGGUCAAAAGCAUGGUCGAACAUUUAUCAGCUGUAGGCAAUAUAAACGCACCUAGAAAGACCCGUUUCCCCACUUAUUUCCUUGAUGAUAUUGAGGCAUUAGUUCUGUCGUUUACAUCAGACAUAAUAAACUAUAACUCUCGGGACUCAAAAUUAAUCACCUCCAUAAAUGCAAGCCUAGCGUUUUUCAUUUUAGAUCUUUUUUCAAUCAUGGAUCGAGGUUUCGUGCUCAUGCUAGUUGGAAUCUUUUAUCGGGAAGUCACAUCCAAACUGUGCUCCUGUCCAGAAGACAUCAUGCUAUUCAGUCUGAAAUUGGACUUCUUACGAAUCGUCUCCAGUCAUGAGCAUUUUAUUGCUCUGAAUCUUCCUUUUGGCACACCAUUUACAUCAACCUCAGCGCCUGUUUCACCGACACCCUCUGUGGGCUCGUUAACUAGUCAGUCUUCAUUUAUAUCAUCCUUACUCAACAAAGACAAGGUAAAUUUCACAGAGCUGUCACCAGAAUUCAGGCAGCAGCAUUAUCUCAUUGGGCUUGUUCUUCAAGAUCUCAGAAUAAUUUUAGAUGGUCAAAAUUCAAAUCUUCAAUUGAAAAUUGUGAACUUGGUCCGUAAUUUGUUCACCAGCCACGACCUGGAUCCUCGGCUAGCAAAGUCAGAGUACAAGGCUAGAGUUGCUGCAUUGUACAUCCCAUUCCUAAGUAUCAUAAUGAAAUAUCUCUGUUGCCAUAGUGACCCUGAAGCAUCUUUGUAUCUCUCGGGUGACGAAGCUGAACCAAGAAGCAGCAUCAAUCAAUCAGUAGCAAUGGCCAUUGCAGGGACUUCGAUGUUUGGCGUCAAAACAGCUGUCGCAGAUAAUUACAAAAUGUUCCAUAAGGUUCGGAAAAAUAACCUGAGUCAUGAAACAAUGCGCAACAUUCUAAUUUGUUUCUUGUGGGUCAUUAAAAAUAUGGACAGAGAAAUAAUGUUUCAAUGGUGGAGGAAUUUACCAUCCUCUCAACUGAAACAACUCUUAGAGGUAUUGGAUACUUGUAUAUCGUAUUUUGAAUACAAAGGAAAGAAAGUAAUAAACCACUCGAACAAGCAAAAAUUUAUGAAAUCUCAAGAUAUAAAGUCCCGCCUUGAAGAUGUCAUUCUCGGACAAGGAUCAGUUCGGAAUGAAUUCAUAACGCGCAAGAAAGGAGAUCGGCUCAGAUGGCGCAAAGAACAAGUUUUGUAUAAAGGUGGCUCUGAUUCUGUGGCAAAAACAAAAUCGGAGGUCGGAUUUGAUGCCCACGUCGAAAGUAUCCUGUCCACUGAAGUCAGUUUCAUAGUUCUCGACAUUCUGGAACAGAUUGUUCAAAUGUCAGCUCAAGUUGACCAUUUUCAGAGUCUGCUCACAGCUGUUCUAAAAGUUUUGCUUCAUGCUUUGUCGCGCAACCAAAGCACUUGUGUUCUUUUUAGCAUGUUUGCCACGCAACGCUCCAUUGUUUUUAAGUUCCCGAAUCUACUGUUUGAUGAGGAAACAGAAUAUUGCGCUGAUCUCUGUCUUCAGCUCUUGAAGCACUCAUGCUCCAAUGUCAGUAAUAUUCGCUCUCAAGCUGCGGGCUCACUGUAUCUGCUCAUGAGGCAAAAUUUUGAAAUUGGUAAUAAUUUUGCGCGUGUCAAAAUGCAAGUGACAAUCUCGUUGAGUUCUCUCGUUGGUACUAGUCAAACUUUUAAUGAAGCAUCUUUAAGGAGAUCUCUGAAAACCAUUCUUCUUUACUCAGAAGAAGAUCACGAAUUACAAGACACUACUUUUCCAGAACAGGUAAAAGAUCUGGUUUUCAACCUCCACAUGAUUUUGUCAGACACUGUGAAAAUGAAAGAAUUUUCUGAAGAUCCAGAAAUGCUCCUUGAUCUCAUGUAUCGAAUAGCCAGAGGUUAUCAGAAUUCUCCAGAUUUGCGUCUAACAUGGUUGGCAAACAUGGCCCAAAAACACAUGGAGCGGAAUAACCACUCAGAAGCAGCAAUGUGUUUGAUUCAUAGCGCUGCUCUUGUCGCUGAGUACCUCCACAUGUUGGAAAAUCAAAAGCACCUUCCAAUGGGUGCAGUCGAUUUGGAGCGUAUCACGCCAAAUGCUCUUGAGGAAUGUGCUGUAUCCGAUGAUGUUCUCAGUCCUGAAGAAGAGGGUGUUUGUUUGGGUAAAGAUUUCACUGAGAGUGGAUUUAUUGGGCUAUUGGAGCAUGCUGCCAGCUCCUUCUACACGGCUGGUGUUUACGAAGCGAUGAAUGAAGUGUAUCAGGUUGUAAUCCCCAUCUGCACGAAAAAUAAAGACUUCAAAAAAUUAGCAAAUAUUCAUGGGAAAUUGCAUGAUGCUUUCAUACGCCUAGAACAACUUCAUGGCAAACGCAUGUUUGGAACAUACUUUAGGGUUGGAUUUUACGGAUCCAAAUUUGGUGAUCUAAAUGGAGAAGAAUUCAUCUACAAAGAACAAGCUUUGACGAAGUUACCUGAGAUUUUUAGCAGAUUAGAAAACUUUUAUGGAGAGCGAUUCGGCUCGAAAAAUGUAAUUAUUAUCAAGGAUUCAAAUUCAGUCGAUGUUGAUACAUUAGAUUCUACAAAAGCAUACAUCCAGAUUACUUAUGUAGAGCCCUAUUUUGACCAGUAUGAAGAACGUUACAGGCGCACUCACUUUGAUAAAAAUUUCAAUAUCCGGAGGUUUAUGUUUGCGACACCUUUCACCACGAACGGGAAAGCGCAUGGAGAACUGCAUGAACAGUACAAGAGGAAAACCAUUCUAACCGUGGCAAACCAUUUCCCCUAUGUGAAGACAAGAAUUCAAGUCGUCAGUCGGAAGCAGAUUGUUUUAACUCCAAUCGAAGUUGCAAUUGAAGAUAUUCAGAAGAAAACAAUGGAACUAGAGCACUCCAUCAAGCAAGACCCGCCUGACUCAAAAAUUCUCCAAAUGGUCUUGCAAGGUUGCAUCGGAACAACAGUAAACCAAGGUCCAAUGGAAAUGGCGACGACUUUUCUAUCAGAAUUGCUCGACUGCGAUGUGCCUCCAACGAAGCUUCAAAAUAAAUUACGGUUGUGUUUUAAAGACUUUUCGAAAAAGUGUUCAGAUGCGUUGCGAAAAAAUAAAAAUUUGAUCGGACCUGAUCAACGAGAAUACCAAAGAGAACUUGAACGAAAUUACCAUAGAUUCACGGAUAAACUCAUGCCUCUAAUUACUCUCAGGAAAGUUGAAAAAUUUCCCAGUCUAAACAGUGACACUAGUUCCAUUCUGAAAGACUCAGUCAAAUCCUUUUUGUAAAAUACCAGCUUAGUCUUAAGUAUAUACUGCUACUUACCGAGUACUUAAUUUAUGUUUCAAUAAAUUUUAUAGUUUUUUUUAAAAAAAAA